Zonotrichia leucophrys gambelii is the source of this 5037-nucleotide messenger RNA. RefSeq names its product dynein axonemal heavy chain 9-like. Gene Ontology annotation, cellular component: axonemal dynein complex. The transcript is spliced from 24 exons. Bases 1 to 5037 code for a protein of 1678 amino acids. The record is from RefSeq and is a predicted model, not a curated record. Gene Ontology annotation, biological process: microtubule-based movement. Lineage: Eukaryota; Metazoa; Chordata; Aves; Passeriformes; Passerellidae. Gene Ontology annotation, molecular function: dynein intermediate chain binding; minus-end-directed microtubule motor activity; dynein light intermediate chain binding.
AUGGAGAGCGAGGGGGAUCCCGGGUUAGCGGGGGAGGGCUCCCCGGAGGGUCCCCCGGAGGAUGCCCGGGAUGAUGCCCCGGAGGAGCAGCGCCUGGCCCGGUGCGCGGCGCGGGCGCUGGCGCUGCCCCCGGAGCGCUGCCGGCGCUGGGCGGCGGAUCCGGCGCUCCGCGGUUUCGUGCGGGGCGCGGCGGGGCCGGCGGCGCUGCUGGCCUGGCGGGGCCCGGGCGGGGAGCUGGGAAUGUGCCCCGGGCCGCCCCCGCCGCCCCCCAGCGCCACCAAAGCGCUGUUCUUCCUGCGGCCGCCCGCAGCCGGGCCCGGCCCCGCGGAGCUGCUGUGCGGGGACCUGCCCGCCGAGCCCCUGCCGCACUUCGCUGCCCUGGUGGAGGAGGUGAUUGUGCCCAUCCUGACGAACCGGAGGAACCAUCAGGGCUGGCCACGAGUGGUGUCACAGGACAUCAUCCAUCACGUGCACAGCCUGAAAAACACUGUCUUCAAGGUUGUUGGCCAGGUGAAGGGCAAGACCUUGCUGCCUCUUCCAGCUGCCUCGGAGGGAAUCGAGAACAUUGAUCCUAAAAGUGAGAAAUUCUUGGAGCUGAUCAAUAAACCCCUUGUGCAUGCCACAGAGUCAGCCAUCAUCGAGUGGAGCCAGCAGAUCCAGAGAGUGCUGAGGAAGGAGUCCUCAGAGCCCCUCCUGCAAGGCACCAACCCCACCCCGAAGGUGGAGCUGCAGUUCUGGAGGAGCAGGUGUGCUGACCUGGAGGGCAUUCACAGACAGCUGACAUCCAGGAGGGUCAGCAACAUGCUGGAGGUGCUGGAGAGAGUGCAGAGCAUCUACGUGCCAGCCUUCCAAAGCAUGCUCGGGGAUGUGGAGGCAGCUCUGAGGGAAGCUCAGGACAUCGACCUGCACCUGACAGCCCUGCAGCAGCCCCUGGAGCGCUUGGAGGCUGCUGAGUUCAGCAAGGUGAAGCCUCUCCUGGUGCCCCUGCUGCACGUGGUGUGCUGCAUCUGGGCCAGCUGCCAGCACUACAGCGUGCCCCUGAGGCUGGUGGUGCUGCUCCAGGAGAUCUGCAACCUCCUCAUCCAGCAGGCUGUGGUGUACCUGUCCCCAGAAGAUCUGCUGAAAGGAGAGGUGGAGGAGAGCCUGGGCAAGGUGCAAACAGUGUCUGACGUCCUGAGUGCCUUCAAAGGGGCGCUGGAGGAGAGGAGGGCAAACCUGCAGGUGUACUAUGAGCCAGGCCAGCAAGUGAGGAGCUGGGACUUCCCCUCCAGGCUGGUGUUUGCAAGGCUGGACAGCUUCCUGCAGAGGCUGCACAUGGUGAAGGGCCUCCUGAGCACAGCCCUGGACCUGGCCCAGCUGGAGAAGAUUGAGUUUGGGGGCAUGAGAGGGAAGGCCCUGGGCCAGCAGGUGCUGGCCAUGCACGAGGAGUUCCAGGAGUGCUACCAGGUGUUCUCAGAGCGAGCCUACGACUGCCUGGACCUGGCCAACGUGGAAUUUGAGCAGGAUGCCCUGGAAUUCCAGCAGAAGGUGCAGGACAUUGACCGGCGGCUGGGCACCGUGUUCGGCCAGGCCUUCAGCGACGCCCCGGGCAUGGAGCACAUCUUCAAGCUGCUGGCCAUGUUCCGGAACCUUCUGGAGCGCCCUGGGGUUGCUGCAGUUGCUGCUGACAAGAUCCCUGUCCUGUUCAGCAUGUUCAGCUCUGCCCUGGACCAGGCCAGGCUCACCUACAGCAGGCACACCCAGGCAGGGCUGCAGCUCGGGUUCCCCCCCCUGCACAAGAACGCCCCUCCCGUGGCCGGAGCGCUGGGCUGGGCGCGGGAGCUGCGUGCGCGGAUCCAGCAGCCCUUGGAGCACCUCAGGCACGUCCCAGGGCUGAACUUGGACUCUGCCCGUGGAAGACUGGUGAUGCAGAAAUAUGAAGAGAUGAUCCAGCUGCUCGACAGGUACCAGGAGAAGCUGUAUUUGGACUGGUCCCAGACAGUGUCAGAGAAAUCCCAGUACAACCUGGCCCAGCCUCUCAUCCGACGAGAGGCACAGAGCAAACUGAUCAGGGUCAAUUUUGAUCCCCAGCUGGUGGCCGUGCUCAGGGAGGUGAGCUACCUGAGGCGCAGUGGGGCAGGAGCCAUCCCCCCGGCAGCAGCUGAGCUCCAUGCCUGCAAGGAAUCCCUCUGGAAGCUGGUGGCCAGCCUGGAGCUGAUGGCCAACAGCUACAACAAGGUCCUGAGGUCCCUGCUGGAGGUGGAACAUCCUCUGGUGCAGGGGCAGCUGCAGGACAUCGACGUGAGGCUGAGAGAGGCAGAAGAAACGCUGACCUGGAAGACAGAGGGUGUCUGGGAUCACAUCUCCGGGGUGGUGAGUGAUGUCUGUGACCUGGAGCAGAGGGUGCAGAAGGCCAAGGACAACGUUGAGGAGAUCCAGAGCAUCGUGCGCUCGUGGGGAUCGCCCAUGCUGGAGAGGAGGGACCCCAAGAGGGAGGCAGUGCUGAGCCUGGAGGAGUGCCAAGAGCGCCUGGAGCGGCGCUACAGCCUGGUCAGGGAGGCUGGGCACAGGAUCCACUCCCUGGUGGAGGAAAACCAGAGCCUCCUACGUGCAGAGCCAGCCUCUGAUGCCUGGAAGGGGUAUUUGGAUUAUGUGGAUGAGAUAGUUCUGGAUGGAUUCUUCACUGCCAUUGAGUGCUCCCUGAAAUACCUCCUGGAGAACACAGACCCCAAGGCAGGGCUUGCUCCCCUCUUUGAGGUGCAGCUGGAUUUGGUGAUCCCAGAUUUGGUGUUUCACCCUCCCUUGGACCCUGGCACCAGGGAUGGCUUCUGUGACAUGGUGGAAAGUCUUCUUCAGGGCAUCUUCCACAUCUCCUCGCUGGUGCCCCGGCUGGCUGCACACAGUGGCUUCAGUCACUACCAGGCUGCCCUGGAGGCCAUGCCCUCACUGUGCUCGUGGCGCCAGGAGCUGCUGGCGCGGGCUGAGACAGUGGCCACCGCGUGCCGUGAGCACCGCGCGGGGCUGGAGCAGCGCUUCUGCCACCUCCUGCUGCAGGACAGGAGGGACCUGGGCCACCCCCUACUGCUGCAGGACAACAGGGAGCUGGGCCACCAUCUCCAUGUCCCUACACCUGCAGACACUGAAGAGGGGCUCCCCGAGGCACCGGCCACGCUGCAGCAGUUCAGGGAGCAGCUGGGCUCCUACGAGCAGCUCUACGAGGAGGUGGCUCGAAUGCAGCCCCUCUGCACCUUCCAGGGCUGGCUGAGGCUGGAUGUGCGGCCCUUCAAGGCAGCCUUGCUCAACGAGAUUAAAAGGUGGAGCUUGGUGUUCAAGCAGCACCUCCUGGACCACGUCACACACAGCUUGGCUGACCUGGACGAGUUCAUCCAAACUGCCGAGAGGGGUUUGAGCAGAAAGGUGGAGCAAGGUGACUACAGUGGCUUGGUGGAGGUCAUGGGUCACCUGCUGGCUGUGAAGGAACGUCACAGUGCCACUGAUGCCAUGUUUGAGCCUCUGAAGGAGACCAUUGAGCUGCUGAGGGCCUAUGAGCAGCAGCUGCCUGAGGAAAUCCACCAGCAGCUGGAGGAGCUGCCAGAGAAGUGGGGCCAGGUGAAGAAGCUGGCCGUGGCCGUGAAGCAGCAGGUGGCCCCUCUGCAGGCCGCCGAGGUGACCGCGCUGCGCCAGAGCUGCGCCGCCUUCGAUGCCCAGCAGCAGCGGCUCCGCGAGCGCUUCGUCAGGGAGGCUCCCUUCAGGUUUGACACUGAAAAGCCUUAUCAACUGCUGGAUGCAAAGCACAUGGAGAUUAAACAGAUGGAGUCAGCCAUGACCUCGAUUUAUGAAUCAGCUGGUCUGUUUGAAGUUAUGGUGCCAGAGUAUAAGCAGCUGAAGCAGUGCAGGAAGGAGCUGUGUCUGCUCAAAGAGCUCUGGGACAUGAUCUCCUUGGUGAACACCAGCCUUGAAGACUGGCAGACCACCAGAUGGGUGGACAUUAAUGUGGAGAACAUGGACCUGGAGUGCAAGAAGUUUGCAAGAGAGAUUCGAAAUUUGGACAAGGAAAUGAGGGCGUGGGAUGCUUUCAGUGGGCUGGACAGCAAGGUGAAAAACAUGCUGACAGCCCUCAAGGCUGUGGCAGAACUUCAAAAUCCUGCCAUCAGGGAGAGGCACUGGAACCAGCUGAUGCAGGUGACAGGCGUGAGGUUUGUGAUGGACUCGGACACCACCCUGGCUGACCUCCUCAAGCUCAACCUGCAUGAAUUUGAGGGGGAAGUCCACGGCAUUGUGGACAAAGCAGUGAGAGAAAUGAGCAUGGAGAAGGUGCUGAAGGAACUGAGGGUGACCUGGAGCUCCAGGGAGUUCCAGUACGAGCCUCACCCUCGCACCCACAUCCCCUUGCUGAAGUCAGAUGAGGAGCUCGUUGAAACUCUAGAGGACAACCAGGUGCAGCUGCAGAAUUUGAUGUCCUCCAAGUAUAUUGCCUUCUUCCUGGAGGAGGUGUCUGCCUGGCAGAGGAAGCUCUCCACUGCUGACUCCGUCAUCUCCCUCUGGUUCGAGGUGCAGCGCACGUGGUCUCACCUGGAGAGCAUUUUCAUAGGCUCAGAAGACAUCAGGGCACAACUGCCCCAGGACUCCAAACGUUUUGAAGGUAUUGAUGUGGAUUUUAAAGAACUGGCCAAUGAAGUUCAGAAAACCCCAAAUGUGGUUGAAGCCACCAAUAGAGCAGGUCUGUCCCAGCAGCUGGAGGACAUCCAGAGUAGGUUGUCUCUGUGUGAGAAGGCUUUGGCUGAAUAUUUGGACAUGAAAAGGUUGGCUUUCCCCAGAUUUUACUUCAUUUCUUCUGCAGAUUUACUGGAUAUUCUUUCCAAUGGCACCAACCCACAGCUGGUGCAGCGUCACCUUUCCAAACUCUUUGACAACUUGGCCAGGCUGAAAUUCCAGGCGGACUCUGAUGAGAAGACAACCAAGGUUGGCCUGGGAAUGUACAGCAGAGAGGAGGAAUAUGUCCAGUUCAGUGAACCCUGUGACUGCAGUGGGCAGAUUGUGCUCAGGUCCCACGAGUGA